AUGGAAUCUGUUGGUCAUGAUGGUCUAAACAAGAUGCUGGAUGGCUUCGAAGACCGCACUGCCGAGGCUGUGUGCACAUUUGCCUUUUGCCGUGGUCCUGGUGUCGAGCCUAUUUUGUUCCAGGGACGAACGGUAGUAAGUAAUCUGGCCAAGAUGAGAGUCUCUCUGAGAAUCUUCGCAUCUAAUUUAAUAUUCAGGGAACGAUUGUGCAGCCACGAGGCCCGACCAACUUCGGUACGUAAACCCUCAUACUUCCAACGUUGA
This is a messenger RNA of Penicillium taxi, 264 nucleotides long. Its product is annotated as Ham1-like protein. Bases 1 to 264 code for a protein of 87 amino acids. The record is from RefSeq and is a predicted model, not a curated record. Lineage: Eukaryota; Fungi; Ascomycota; Eurotiomycetes; Eurotiales; Aspergillaceae. The transcript has a single exon.